This is a messenger RNA of Pocillopora damicornis (cauliflower coral), 1548 nucleotides long. RefSeq names its product UDP-glucuronosyltransferase 2B33-like. Lineage: Eukaryota; Metazoa; Cnidaria; Anthozoa; Scleractinia; Pocilloporidae. Gene Ontology annotation, molecular function: UDP-glycosyltransferase activity. The record is from RefSeq and is a predicted model, not a curated record.
AUGGUUGUUACAGUACUAACCUUGCUAUGUUGUCUGGUUACUCUUAACCAUGCUUCUAAUAGUCAUAUCGUUGGAAUACCAAGCAUUGGAACAAGUCAUGGACUUGUUUACGUCAAAAUCGGACGAGAGCUGACUAGGAGAGGUUACAGAUACAGUCUUCUUGUACCAGCCUGGCAAGUGAAUGAAAUUGGACCUAAUUUGGCUGGCAUUGCAGUGAAAUCUUACGACACUCAUACAAAUGGGAAUGAUUUGGAAAAAGUGAUAAUAAAAGAAGCCGAAGGCAAGCUAAAUAUCACCGAGAGAAAUGAUUUUUGGAAGUCUACGUGUGAGGAUUUGCUGAAUGACAGAGCUCUCUUGAAAAGCUUGGGACGGGUAGACUUGAUUGUUUGCGAUAUCACAAGUAUAUGUUGUGCUAUAGUGGCAGACUUGCUGAAAGUGAAUCGCGUUGACUUGGCUCCCAUCGGAUUUGUAGAUCCCUAUGUGAGUUUUAUUCACAAUUUCCCUUCUCCCGUGGCCUAUGUUCCGCACGGAACUGUCAAACUUCCAAAGAGAAUGUCAUUUUUGGAAAGGUUACAAAACCUGUUGUUGUAUAUCUUAGGGUAUGUUAUGCACGAGUUUGUUUUUAUGCCACCCUUUGAAGAUUUGUGGAGGACUCAUGUCAAAGACAGUAAGUUUUCUAGUCUCAGUGAAGUAUUCAGAGCCACAGGAUUGUUAAUAAUUCCAAACGACUUUGCUUUAGAUUUUCCAAGGCCUUUUGGAGCCCAUGUGAAAGUGGUUGGGCCCAUACUCCCGGAAAAGCCUAAACCACUUCCGUCAGACAAAGAAAGUUUCAUCUCUGAUGGAGACUUGACAGAAUUAGUAGUUGUUUCAUUUGGGACUGUCAUUUCAAAUUUCAAACCGGAGUUUGUUGAUAGCAUUGCAAAAGGGCUCAUGCAGGUCCCUUCUAAAGUUAUAUGGAAGUAUAAAGGUGAGUUGAGCUUACUGCCUCAAAACCUGAGCAAAAAUAUCAAAAUUGUACCAUGGAUGGAACAAAAUGAUCUUCUUGGACAUACAGCUACAAAGGUCUUUUUCACUCACGGGGGCUUGAACAGUAUACUUGAGGGCACUUAUCAUGGGACACCUAUGGUUGUUUUACCUCUCUUUGGUGACCAACCAGCUAAUGCUAUGAAAGUGCAUGAGGCUGGUAUUGGUGUGAUACUGGACUUGCAAAAUUUAACACCAAAUGCAGUAACAAAUGCAAUACUUGAAGUUCUCAGAAAUUCCAGUUAUAAAGAAAAAGCUGAAAGAGUUUCUAGAUUGAUUCAUCACAGGAGAGUCACACCAACUGAAGAGGCCUGUGACUGGAUUGAAUAUGGGCUUCAUAACAAUGCAGGACUGCAUUUAAGGAGUGAAGCUGACAACUUGUACUUUUUUCAAGUUUAUCUCUUAGAUGUGUUGCUUCUCAUAGUAGCGACUGUUGUUUGUGUUAUGGUUUUGUUCUGCUUUUGUCUGAAGUAUUGCUUACAACACAUCAUACAAAAGUGUUCUAAAAAAUCAAAGGCAGAGUAA